UCUAUAAACGGGUUUCGGUCUUUAGGGCUGAGCAGGAAGUGGAGCGAAUGUGUACCCCGAACCAGUAAAAGAAGGAGUAAAAUUGCCAACUAAAAAUAAAAAAAUGGCAAUGGUGACAGAGAUGGGGGCGAAUUUGGCAUAUCGGGCAACGGGCGAACCAAAUCACCUACAGGCCCAGCGGUGGUACCAUACGGACAUCACAGCCGAUCACCAGAGCUAUCUGCUGAAGCAGUUGGAUAAUCAGAGGCGUCAGGAGCUGUUCUGUGACUGCAACGUUCUGGUGGAGGGCCAGCUUUUCAAGGCCCACCGCAAUGUCCUUUUCGGCAGCAGCGGCUACUUCCGUAUGCUGCUUUCCCAUGGGGCCGAUGACAGCGCUGAGCCGGUUAGCACCUCCUUCGAGGUCUUUAGCCCCGACACGUUCACCGUCAUCCUGGACUUCAUCUACUCUGGACAGCUGGACCUCUCCAGCCACAAUGUGAUCGAGGUGAUGUCCGCUGCCAGCUACCUGCAGAUGAACAACGUCAUCAGCUACUGCAAGGACUUCAUCAAGUCCUCCCUAGAGAUCAGUGCCAAAGAGGAUGAUGUCCGCUACCUCAGCUUGUCUGAGAACAGCUAUCCUCAGGCGGGUAGGGAGGACAACGCCAUAGACCACCAAGCAGCCACCUCCACCAGCCCUCCCUCUGCCCUCUGGACCCACGACAGCUCCAGGCCCCAGUCCUCCAGGUACCUGGUGAAGGAGUUGGACCUGGAUACUCCAGUCCUGAAGCAGGAUCUCAGCUCCCCUCAGCCCAGCCAGCAGCACAGCCCUGAGGUGGAGGUGCUGCCGGAUGCAGAGGAGCCCCAGUUUGCCCGGCCUCGUGCAGAGCGCAGACGGAAAGGGGCUGGCAAGAGGAAACCCUACUGCAUGCGCUCCUCAACAGAUGAGGCCCUGGCCAUACAAGAGGCCCGGUCACAAAUGGCACAGAAGGCAGACGAACUGUAUGCCACUCUACCUACCAUUGUGGGUGUUGUGGGACUCUUUAACAAAGACCCUAACCCCUCCAUGCGCUUCAAGUGCCCGUUCUGCACUCACACGGUCAAGAGGAAGGCAGACCUGAAGAGGCACCUGCGCUGUCACACGGGCGAGCGGCCAUAUCCCUGCCAGGCCUGCAACAAACGCUUCACCCGCCUGGAGCACCUUCGCAGCCACUUCGAGACGAUCCAUCAGGCCAGGAAGCUGGUGUGCAGGAAGUGUAAGCGUCAGGUGACAGAGCAAAGUGGGCGAGUAGUGUGUGAGGGCUUGCGGCGCUACCGAAUGUGUACUGAGUGCAUCCAGGAGACGGGCUGUGAGGAUCUGCCUAUCGAUGGCCUGGAGGGGGCUAGCGAGGAGCCUGCCCUGUUGCUGGGGGUGGACGGGGAGGAGGAGGAUGGAGACACACAGAGGAGUUGGCUGGUAACCGAUGAUGACGACCUGGCAGAAGAUUCAGGAGCUGACCUUAUCAUCCAGGAAGUGGAAGACAGCGAUGAGGAGCUUCAAUGAAUGUGUGUGUGUGUGUGUGUGUGUGUGUGUGUGUGUGUGUGUGUGUGUGUGUGUGUGUGUGUGUGUGUGUGUGUGCUUGCUUGGGCACUUUUGUGUAUGAGUGUCUGCUAUAUUUCUCAACGUUUAUUGUCAGUGAUUAUAUAUAAAUAAGCAUCCACAUUUUUAAUGACUAUUCAUUGGAGAAAGUUAUGUUGAAUAAUAAUUGUUUAUAUAACUGUAAAUAUUAGAAUUUGUAAUAUAAUAGACUGCUUUUAUUCUGAACAAGACGUUUUCAAGCUUGUAUUUUCAGUUUAAUAUGAAAAGAAAAAGUGUUUGAUAUUCAAUGUACAAUGUUACCAUUUUGUUUGUCAGCUUUUAUCUUUCUUUGCAUCAAGGGACGUCAAAGGGAAGUCAGUGGUGUUUAUAUAUGUUUGCCAAUGCCUUUCAUGUUAAGUCAACUACAGUGGACAGUGUUUGCACGUUUUUGUGUAGAGAAUGUUUUACUCUUUUAAUUGUUUACUAUUAAUUGUUUGUUUUUAUUUACAAAUGAAUUACUACACAUUAUUUUGACCAUGAUUAUUGUUGAUGUAUCAUUCAUGUUUAUUUAUUAUCUUUUAUACUUAUUUUACACACAUAAAAUUUAUAUUUUUAUAAGAA
Oncorhynchus keta (chum salmon) is the source of this 2155-nucleotide messenger RNA. RefSeq names its product zinc finger and BTB domain containing 8A (gene zbtb8a). Lineage: Eukaryota; Metazoa; Chordata; Actinopteri; Salmoniformes; Salmonidae. Gene Ontology annotation, molecular function: RNA polymerase II cis-regulatory region sequence-specific DNA binding; protein binding; DNA-binding transcription factor activity, RNA polymerase II-specific. Gene Ontology annotation, biological process: regulation of transcription by RNA polymerase II. The coding region runs from base 104 to 1519 and encodes 471 amino acids. The record is from RefSeq and is a predicted model, not a curated record. The transcript is spliced from 4 exons.